AUGUGGAAGGUCAGUCUGGUAGACUGCUGCAGCCCAUCCAGGCACAGCCAUGCCAACCACGCCAAACCCACGCCAACCCAUGCCAACCACGCCAAACCCACGCCAACCCAUGCCAACCAAGCCAAACCCACGCCAACCCAUGCCAACCAAGCCAAACCCACGCCAACCCAUGCCAACCACGCCAAACCCACGCCAACCCAUGCCAACCAAGCCAAACCCACGCCAACCCAUGCCAACCAAGCCAAACCCACGCCAACCCAUGCCAACCAAGCCAAACCCACGCCAACCCAUGCCAACCACGCCAAACCCACGCCAACCCAUGCCAACCAAGCCAAACCCACGCCAACCCAUGCCAACCAAGCCAAACCCACGCCAACCCAUGCCAACCAAGCCAAACCCACGCCAACCCAUGCCAACCAAGCCAAACCCACGCCAACCCAUGCCAACCAAGCCAAACCCACGCCAACCCAUGGCAAUCCAAUCCAGCAGGCCUCGGCCUUCGAGCACCAGUACCUAGUCCUUUGUCUGUGA
Knipowitschia caucasica is the source of this 531-nucleotide messenger RNA. Lineage: Eukaryota; Metazoa; Chordata; Actinopteri; Gobiiformes; Gobiidae. The record is from the annotation of a GenBank genome assembly.